GAAUGAUUUGACAUUUCAAAUUAGUUCUUAGUCUGGUUUAUAAAAUUAUUACUGACUCAACUGUGUCCCUAAACUCUCUAAAAAUGCAAAACAGAUUAAGAGUUUCACAUGACAUCACAGCGAUUAUUUUUGAGCAUUUGAAGUGAGGGAAUUAUUGUAGUUUUAGCCUUCAUGAUCCACCUAAAUGUGCUGCGUCGUCAAACCCUUCACUGGGCGAUCCUUUAAGGCUAUCCGAAACCUAAUUUGGGUAUGGCUACUAUCUCUUAUUUAUAUCUAAAUGUAAUAGGCUACAGGGACCACACAUGAAUGAGUGACGUAGGUACAGGAAAUACCAGAGUCGUCAAUGCGAUUCAAGGCUCCCAGCAGAACAGUCUAGCAAAGUCUGCCUGCCACAGGGUCUCGCUGUAGUCAAAUGGAUCCUGUAUGUGCGACUUGGGCUUAAGUUGUGCAGAAAUUCAUUUUGGAUGUUCAUUUCUUGCACGAACACGGGGAAGCCAGUAGAGUAUUGCAAGAUAAUCCAAGACUCGGCGUUGCAAGCCCUGCGCUGAUGAAAACUCGAAUAAACGCGUUCCGAAAUUAUUUCGUUCUCUUCCGUCUUUUCAGGAGCUCCACUCCAGGCAGUUUACUGUAACUGAAUAUCGUUCUCUCUCUCUCUCUCUGAUCGUCUCAAACCUCGAAUUCUGUCAGGGUUGUAGAACGCAUUUGCCACAAUCAAGGUUGUCAUGGACUGUCAUCUUCACGGAUUUAUAUUCUGAUUCACAUCGGAGGAUUUUCGCAGCAGAAAAAGUGGGCGUUUUACUAACCACAUAUUGAUGGGUCAUAUUACUGGCCAGCAUAGGGACAGGAGUAAGUUUAUUCCCGUGUUUGUGAUUACAUUAGGAAACAGAAGACAUUUCAACACACUAUAAAACAAGUCUUAGUCUAUAUUUGUAUCUUGAUUGUGUCGAUCCUUUGCUUCACAGAGCUUACAGAAUGAUUACACUGAGGAUGGAUAUAUUUUAACUCUUAUACGUUGUGCCAGUGUGCUGUUGGCUAUUUGAGCCGUAAUCUGUCAUGGCUAACGAGAAACCCUACGAUAAUCGCAACAUUGUGGAAAAGUACAUCCACUACAAACUGAUGAAAAAGGGAUGUGCGUGGGACUUCCACACGAGCGAGGAAAUAGACUCAUCUACCAACGGCGUCAAGGACGCGUCUACUGUAGUGACACGGCGGUGCCAAGCAACAUCGGCUGAGGAGGAUAGCGCUCCACGGAAGGACAGAGUCGCUACAUCCGACCCACACGACGCACUUCACCGAGUUUUACGUGAGGCUGGGGAUGAACUCGAAAGAUUAUACCAGCCUGACUUUGCAGAGAUGUCUAUGCAGCUGCAUCUCACAUCCAUCACUGCGCAGCGAAGGUUCACCGCAGUGGUUGACGAGUUGUUUAGAGAUGGGGUGAACUGGGGUCGAAUAAUAGCGUUUUUCGAGUUUGGGGGGACAGUAUGCGUGGAGUGCGUCAAUAAGGAGAUGACAUCACAGGUGGACAACAUUGCUGGCUGGAUGGCCGAGUACCUCAAUGGGCCGCUUCAAAGCUGGAUCCAGGAGAAUGGAGGCUGGGAAGCUUUCGUGGGGCUGUACGGCCAACAGAAGGAGAGUGUGCUCCGCAGCUCGUGGCCGUCCAUAGUGACCAUCUUUGGCUUGGCUGCCCUCGGCGCAAUGGGCCUAACUCUGGGGGCAUACCUGGUUCAGAAAUGAAGGACACCCCUCCUCUUCUUUCCUUCGCUCCUUCUGUUGUCUCUCCCUCUCCCUCUCCCUCUCUUUCUCUCUCCCUCUCUCUCUCUCACACACAGACACACAACACACACACUCCCAUUUCCGAAGGAGCUCCCGCCCCUGAGAGAGGCUUGCCUCACUCUUCCUCCAACCUGUCUCUCUUCAAAGCGUCCCACCUCGCUCUUCCCCCUUCUCCCCCCCGC
Molecule: messenger RNA, 1955 nt
Organism: Clupea harengus (Atlantic herring)
Lineage: Eukaryota; Metazoa; Chordata; Actinopteri; Clupeiformes; Clupeidae
Gene: bcl2b
Product: BCL2 apoptosis regulator b
Biological process (GO): regulation of apoptotic process; intrinsic apoptotic signaling pathway in response to DNA damage; release of cytochrome c from mitochondria
Cellular component (GO): mitochondrial outer membrane
Molecular function (GO): BH domain binding
Source: RefSeq, a predicted model, not a curated record